Messenger RNA from Rhizophagus irregularis DAOM 181602=DAOM 197198, 527 nucleotides. The record is from RefSeq and is a predicted model, not a curated record. NCBI's taxonomy places the organism in Eukaryota, Fungi, Glomeromycota, Glomeromycetes, Glomerales, Glomeraceae.
AUUUUUUAAGGAGAAAAGAAAAUUUUCUUUAAAGUGGUUUCCCAACAUAAAAAAUUUCACUAUAUAUAUACCCAUAUCUAUACUAGAAAAUUUUUAGACGAGCAUUUUUUCGCUUUUUUGUUUAUAACCAUAAAAUAUCAUAAACCAUUCGUAAAAUGAUGAUGAGGGUAACAAUCACAAUAGGCAAUUGGUGAUACCAUUGUGGUUCUGCAUAUUUAUUGAAAUUUCAUUCUGGGUCCUAGGGAGUUUAUGUUUUAUGUAUGGUAUGCGCAAAUAAAUGUGUGCAUGCUCAUUUAUGACAUUGAGAAUUUUUUUAAAUCAUAGAAUGAAAUAUGUUGCUCUGUUUUCUGCGCAUUAUACAUUUCUCCACUGCAUAUUUAUUUUGAAUUAUAAACAUUUAAUAUAUAAAGCGAGAUUUCUAAAUUUAGUAAAACCUACACAAAAUAUUUUGAUAACCAAAGCGAAAAAAUAUUUCUUUCAAUAAUUUCUACAAAAGGAAAAAAAAUAUUCACAAAUAUUUGGUUUAC